AUGUCUUCCUCGUCCUCGACACCACCUACCGUGAGAGAGCUCACACAAGAAGUCUUGCAGGCAAACAAAGAUCACCAAUAUGCGCUCAAAGUUUAUACGGAAAGACUUGAAGCAGAGCUAGAGGCGGUGGACAAGCUCUUGGCAGCAGCACAAGCACCGAAUGACGAGCCCGACGUUGACGUUGGCGGGCAUUUGGAGCUAGCUGGUGCGGCAAAGGCCCUUGGACCAAUACCACCCGAGAUCGCACCUGGCGACCACCCGUUUGCCGAAGAUGUUGCAAAGCGUCGGCAAUAUAUCCAAUGUACAGCAGUGCAUUCUAUGAAGUCUCCCGAUCUCGAAGCCCUAGCGGAUGCGGUGUACUCAGAGAAUCACCGCAUAUGUGCCCUCGAGGCUCAGAGGAGAGGCCAGCAGCCGUUUAUCGCCUUAAACGGGCAUUCCCAGCCUUUUAUUGAACAAAACAAGGAGGGAAUUAACUGGGAACGUGUGGCACAGAAGGUUUCUGCUACAGGCCCCAGUGGUGUCUCUAGAACGGCAGUGGAAUGUGAGAUACGCUGGCUCGGAGAGCGCCAUCCCGACUUUUGCCAUUCACCGUGGCCUCAGUCGGAGAUCGCCAAGGUGAAAGAGCUUGUGGGGAAUUCGAAGGAGGGUGAAGUGGACUGGGUCGAGAUUGCUGCUAAGCUUGGGACGAGACGAACACCUAUUGAUUGCAUGCGUCACGCUAUUACACGAAAGCAGCACGUUUGGACGCCGGAAAGCGACCAACGAUUAUUAGAGAUGGUCAAGGUGUAUGGAACUGAGAAUUGGCUCCUCGUGGCUCGACAAAUCUCCGAAGAUGCCACAGCUGCGCAAUGUCAGAAUCGCUACCAACGCACACUCGACCCUAAUCUUCGUCGCGGUCCAUGGACACCAGAAGAGGACGAGCGGCUUAAACGCGCUGUCGAUGUGUUUGGACGGUCAUGGAUGGACGUCUGCACAUUCGUGCCCACACGAAGCAACGAACAGUGUCGCGAUCGUUGGCAGGAGAGUGUGAACCCUACCGUGAGUAGGACCAGAUGGUCCGAAGAAGAAGACCAGAUGCUGCUAUCUGCCUGUGAGCAGCUCGGAGAGAAGUGGAAGGAGGUUAGCCUCAGGGUUGGGGGCGGCAGGACUGAUAAUAUAUGUCGUCAUCGCCAUGCUCUCCUUAUGAAACGCAAGGCGAAGCAAACAGCGAGCAGCAGCCCCGCUCUUCCGGACAGCGGGGUUUCAGCCCCCGAGCCCGUGGCUGGCCCUUCGCAGCCUCGUCGACAAGCUCGCGCUCAGGCUGUGCAGCAAGAACCACGCCCGAAGCCAGGUGCGGACGCCUCUUCUACUGAAGAAACUGGCACGUCUGUCCCUCAGAGAGCGAAGCCCAAACCACGUGCCAGGGCGAAGCGGGCACAGGCUGCGCAGCCUGAAGCAGUGUUCGCAACUCCGAACACGUCCCGGGAUGGAACAGCAGCUGGAUUUGGACAGGCAGUCGAUAGCCAAAGUCGGGAUACUAGCGCGGGUCCUGUUAGUUUGACCAUUGAAUCGACAGAGACGCAGAGUGGCAACACCGGAACUCGGGUCAAACAGGUAACGGACGGGGCUGUUUCAUCGAUACCUACGAGGGAGAGCACACAAAAGUCUGAACAACCCAAGCAACGACGAGGGCGGUCACCCAAAGCCGAGAGCAAAACGCCGCGACCCGAACCUGGCGAGCCCGCUGUGAAGAGGCGGCGGAUGCGUCAGGUAUCACGGUGUGCAAUCGAGGGCGGUGACAACGGUCCUCGGGAGGUGCGCCACUCGGAGCAUCCUGUCGGUACACCAGAUCAAGCCUCGCAGCACGUAGAAGCGCACACCGGCCUCACUCAUGAUAAUCUGGAAGAACCGCCACAAAAAGUCGCAGCUCCGCGGCCGAAAGCACUCAGAGGACGCGCAAAACGCGCCAACCCACCUCAGCCCACUCGCCAAUCUGCUCGGCUGAGGAAUGUUCGCAGCUAAAGACCAAACAUUAUUCACCCGCCCCUAGUAUUCGCAUGCAUCCCAGUGUAUCACUGCCCAAGCACAUCAUAAUGGCGAUAGUAUUAGGAAGUUCCAUAAUCAUGGAUAUGAGGGACCGAGUUUCCACCGCUUCCUCGAGUACGUCGUCGGUUCCCAAUUGACUACAGCGCCAAGAAUUUCUCCAUCUUCGUUAUCGGCGUUCUCUUCCGUGGCGAGGAGUAGGUUCUUGAGCGACUCCUGUACAAGACCUGCAUUCUUCAGCUUCUUCUCUAGUGAUGGCAAUGCGGCCUUCUUGGGUGGCGAAGCCUGUGAAAGUUGAGUACUGA
Molecule: messenger RNA, 2327 nt
Organism: Phanerochaete carnosa HHB-10118-sp
Lineage: Eukaryota; Fungi; Basidiomycota; Agaricomycetes; Polyporales; Phanerochaetaceae
Exons: 9
Coding region: 1-2001 (666 amino acids)
Source: RefSeq, a predicted model, not a curated record